UCAGCAUCCUAGUUGGCCACUGUCUGCUGCCACACGAUGCUGGGAGGCCUGGGGAAGCUGGCUGCUGAGGGCAUGGCCCACCGCACCGAGAAGGCCACCGAGGGAGCCAUUCAUGCCGUGGAGGAAGUGGUGAAGGAGGUCGUGGGACAUGCCAAGGAGACUGGACAGAAAGCCAUUGCCGAAGCCCGUAAAGAAAGCCGAAGGAGGUCAGCGGACAAAAAGAUGAAGGAAGCCACUGAGACAGUGACCAACACAGUCCACAAAUGCCAAUCGCCCCAUGCAGCAGAGAGUCUGGGCAAACUUGGACAGUGAAGUGCACCUGCUACCCACGUCGCCC
This is a messenger RNA of Cercocebus atys (sooty mangabey), 337 nucleotides long. RefSeq names its product family with sequence similarity 25, member G (gene FAM25G). The record is from RefSeq and is a predicted model, not a curated record. Lineage: Eukaryota; Metazoa; Chordata; Mammalia; Primates; Cercopithecidae. The transcript is spliced from 3 exons. Bases 37 to 312 code for a protein of 91 amino acids.